This is a messenger RNA of Nerophis lumbriciformis (worm pipefish), 3057 nucleotides long. RefSeq names its product 7-methylguanosine phosphate-specific 5'-nucleotidase-like. Gene Ontology annotation, cellular component: cytoplasm. Gene Ontology annotation, molecular function: magnesium ion binding; 5'-nucleotidase activity. The record is from RefSeq and is a predicted model, not a curated record. NCBI's taxonomy places the organism in Eukaryota, Metazoa, Chordata, Actinopteri, Syngnathiformes, Syngnathidae.
CCAGACCAAGUGACACCUGAUUCUGAUCAUGAGGAUGGUUGGCCAAAUACUUUUGGCAAUAUAGUGUAUGUUACAUACCCAAUUAUUCCCAAAAUGAAAGAAAUACAAUUUAAAAUUAUUAAUAGAAUAUACCCUUUUAAAGGAUUUUUUUUUAAACUAAAAUUUAACAUGGAGGUUGACGGCUGUUCUAUCUGUGGAGCUGUGAGGAUGUCAAUCGUCUUGUUUGUGGAAUGUGAUACUGUAUCUGUUUUGGGAGAAAAUCAGAGAUUGGCUGAGAGACAAGGGUGUGGAGAUGUCCCCAUUCACAAUAGAAGAGAUGACAUUUGGAAUAUUUAUAAAUGAUGGUAACAUAGAAAUGUUUGUCAACAUUAUUUUGUUGCAAAAAAUUGUUAUACAUGUUGAUUUCUAAAAGUAAAACCUGCAAUUUUUAAUUGGCUUAAUGGUUUCACAUUAUCAAUUAAAUCUUGGAAAAUGGUUAAAAGUACAAAAGCCCUUAAAUUGAUACCGUUAUUGGAGAAAUUCUAAGUGAUUUAGAUUAGACUUGUUUUGUCUUUUUGAAUUUUGUGUCUUAUCCUAUUUUUUUAUAUUCUAUUUGUAUUUGCUUUCCUUUACGUGUUUUGUGAAAUACAGUAUUCGUUCAACCUGAUUGGUGUUUGAAAUUGUUGAGAUUUGUUAAAAGUGCCCUGCUUUUUGUGUACAUUGUUCAAUAAAAAAAAAAAAAGGAGUCAACCGCUGGCCCAACUAGCCAAUCCGAAUCGCGACGAAGAGGCACGUGAUCCCGGAAGAAACGUAAUGCGGAAACUUUAAAGUACAAACAAUUACAUCCGGCUUACAUGGCGCGUUGCACACUGUCAACGUUCCUGUUGAAUUUAAUUAUGUUGCAGUUUAUCGUUGAUAUUGGUCUAAAGACACGGUUUGUUUUUUAAACGCAAUGUUUGGUCUGAAACGAAGCAAACGUAUCGCCAACAGCUCGGUGUUCUCGCUUAAAAUGUGUUUGCAGGUGUAUAAAAUUCCAUGGCUUUCCACACCGACGCGAACUCUUCUGGAAUUGUACCCCCCGAAUCCCUCCAAGAUCGAGGUUAUCUCUGAGUUGAGUAAGAGCUCGGUGCUGAUGAGGGAGCGUCGUCGAGUGGAGAAAAAGCUUCAUGCCAUGCGGCAAGAAGGCCCCGGCAGUUUACAUGUUAUUGCAGACUACGACAUGACGCUGACCAGAUUCGCCCACAAUGGAAAGAGAGUCCCCACCACUCACAACAUCCUGGACAGCCGGCUGUUGGUUAAUAAAGAAUGUGGCAAAAAGAUGAGGGAGCUGUUGAGCACUUAUUAUCCAAUAGAGAUUGAUGCCAGCCUGACUGUUGAGGAGAAGCUGCCCUUCAUGUUGGAGUGGUGGACGAAGGUUCACCAGCUGCUGGUUGAGCAGAAGAUCAGGAAGGAUCUUCUCGCUCAAGCUGUCAGGGAGUCUUCUUCAAUGCUGAGGGACGGCUACAAAGUCUUCUUUGACUGUCUGGCUGAUGAGAACAUUCCUCUGCUGAUCUUCUCUGGCGGUGUUGGAGAUGUCCUGGAGGAGAUGAUCCGCCAGCACCGCGUCUUCCAUCCAAACAUCCACGUCAUUUCCAACUACAUGGACUUUGACAACUCUGGUGUUCUGCGAGCAUUCAAAGGUCCGCUGAUUCACACCUUCAACAAGAGUCAAGGUGCGCAGUCGCACGCCGCCCGCUUCCCAGAACUCCACGCCCACCCCAACGUGCUGCUGCUGGGAGACUCCCUGGGGGACCUCAACAUGGCGGCAGGGGUGCCCGCGCCUCGCAACAUCCUCACUUUAGGCUUCCUCAAUGACCAGGUGGACGAGAGGAGGGAGUCCUACAUGAACUCUUUUGACAUCGUGCUGGUGAAGGAUGAGACGAUGGACAUCCCCAACUCCAUCCUCAGGUUUUUGACGUCAUCUGGAGCCAACAAGUAAGACUGACAGGACUAUUUUUAUUUUUAUCACUUUUCACAUGGAAUACCUCCCUCUGACCUCAGGAGACAUUUGGACCAGUAUUCAUUAAGACUCUGCUAACUCAACAUAAAACAUUUUAGCUUAGGACUGAUACCAGAACAUUCUCAGAAAACUCUUAGCAAGGAAUGGAUAGAAACUUCUACAGUGUCUUGAUGAGGAAUUGUGGUUGACCCCUUUGCUAGGUAUUAAUCAUCAUUUCAAAAGCUGUGAUUGGUUGAUCUAAAAGCUAGAUAAAAACAUAUACUUAUGGUGAUAAUGGACCCUCAAAUCGAGAAACUUAAUUGGACUUAAACUUAAUCAAAGACUGUGUAAUUGUAAAUAUUAUUUCACAUAAAAGAAAAUAUCUAUUAAAUUAAUUGUAAGCUAUACUUUACAAUUAUUCUACAAAUGCAUGAAAACUUAGGCCCUUUUGCUAGUUAUCCUUAUUAGCUCAAAAAUAAUUGCCAUGCUGGUAUUUUUUGCACUUUCAACAUUUCAACCCAAUUUGGUACCGGUAUUUAGGAGGGUAAAUGGCUCAGCUCUCAUCAAUGUCUGAUUGCUGACCGGCCUGUAAGAAGCAGUGUUGAUUGGCUUUCAUUUAUGGUGGUGUUGCAUUGUAGCGAUGGGUUGGACAAGUAAGUGUAUCUCCAUUUUUUACUUUGCUUUGGGAACUCAUAAGUCAGUGUUUUUCAACUUUUUUUGAGCCAAGUCGCAUUUUUUUCACAGAAAAAAUCCAGAGGCACACCCCCAGCAGAAAAUGUCACAAAAUGAAACUCAAUAGUCUAUAUUGACAAGAGAAAGUCGUUCUCAUUAAAUACCUGACACAAUUGUUCGAUAUGAAUUUCAAAUCAUAAAGAACCAUCCAUGCAUCACUAAUUCUCUUGUCUCAAAGUAGGCCUACAAAGCAAUUAGCUACCUGCUGCCACCUACUGAUAUGGAAGAGUAUUUCAUGGUUACUAUGCCGAUCUCUAGACAGCACAGACACCCAACAAAGGCACAUAUGUGGAUUAUAAUUAUCCAUCCAUUUUCUACCUCUUGUUUCAAGCUAAGACUCCAUUAAAAUGUUUAGAAUCACUUUACUA